Clonostachys solani is the source of this 1860-nucleotide messenger RNA. The record is from the annotation of a GenBank genome assembly. NCBI's taxonomy places the organism in Eukaryota, Fungi, Ascomycota, Sordariomycetes, Hypocreales, Bionectriaceae.
AUGGAGCCCUCAUCAACGAGCGAGGAGAUUGGGAAGCCCCAGGAUAGUGCUUCCCCGAGCGAUCUUGUUGAUCUCGUAAAGAUUCGAGCUUUGCUCCAAGCAGAGGACGACACGAAAAUAUUCACGGGGCUUGCUCUUGUCAAGUCGCUGCUCGAUAACUCGCAACAACUUCGAGAUGACCAGGAUGCAAUUCAAAGUCUCUGGGGCAGUAUUUCCGCCAAGUUCUUACGAAGGCUGAUUCGGACCGGCUCUGCUUCACCCAACUCAAAUGGAAAGGACAUGUUAAACUUGGCCGUCUCUGUCAUGCACACCUUUUCCGUUCUCUUGCCAGCAGAUACCAUUAAUGAAUCCAAUUCGCCGGAAAUCAUGGAUAGUCUACUGAGGUUACUGUAUACUUUGUCAAGUGUACCGCAAGGAGCCAAAGCCAUUAUUGAAGUCGAGGAUCUGAGUCCGCUUACAGAGGCUGCGCCCUCUAGCCCUCUGGUUCUGGAUAUCAUUCUUUAUGCGUUUCUGAACACCAUGGGUACUCCUGAAGGGAAGCAGACGCUUGUGUCCCGUAUAAACGAUACGAUACAGAGCCUUGUAUCCUCGUUCAAGGGCACCGACUCCGUCACACUUCUUGAAUUCCUAGGCAAGCUAUUGCGACAAGUCGACUCUUCGAUAUUUCCGCCAAACCCCCAGUGGCUGGGCACCGUCAUAGGGUAUAUUCAAAAUCUGGUGAGAAGCCGGCCCAACCCUGAAGCACGGUCUGCAUAUACCAAUGCGACGGCUUCUUUGCUUCAAGUAUAUCCAGACGACGCCCCAAAGCUAUUAUUCACCGACGACAAGGAUGCGGAUAAGCCCCUCGGCUAUUUACUGGUCCAUCUGCUAUUGAUUGACAUCCGGUCUUCAGCUCCCACCCUAUUAGCGAAACUGAACAGUCCGGAAUAUCCAAAGAUUUCCAGAAGGCUGGCUUCGGCAUUCGAUACCACCUCUAUGUUUAUCGGCUUUCUGGUUCGAUCACUUGAUGACGAAUCUAUGGGGUCCUUGGUCAUGUCGCCUGACAGCCUUCUGAAGCUGCGCCAGACAAUUUCAGAGACUAUGUCGGUGUCGAUAGAGUAUCUUAGGGACAGGUGGGAUGCAUCAGUUGCAGGUGCCAUGGGCCUUCAUCCGGAAGCUAGAAGUGCCAGUACAGUGACAUCAAUGGGGACCAGGCAGACUCUGGCGUGGGACUCGAUGAAAGAUGCGGCGGAGCAAGACCCAUUUAUACUAUCUGCCAUCAGGGCAUUGGCGUUGUGGCUGAGAGAAGACGAGAAUGACUCUCUUAGAAAGGAAGCUACCGGUUUGACAGAUAUGUUUAUGGAUCUGUACACUUCGAAAACCUCCGGCGACCUAGAUUUCCGGUCGCCUAUUCUUGUUGCGCUUGAGCCGCUCGUCACAAUCAAACGGGGCAGAGAGAUCUUGUUGCAGAAUGGCGGAUGGAAGGUACUGACCCAAGACCUAACAAGCACCAUACAAGAGCCACUAGUCCGUGAAGACGAUCUAACACGAGGCAUCGACGUCAUUCGUGUUCUUCUCCUCGUCGUAGAGCUAGAGAGAGGUGGAGAUUCUGAAGAGUGGAUGGAUCUUAUUACAACUGUGGCAGCAUGGGACUUGCCUGAUGCAUCACAUAGCCCCAGCGUACAGGAGUUUGAGAUUUCCUUGUUGCAGCUCUGCUGUGUCAUUUUGACAAAUGCAAGCUCUGGAAGAAGAAAGAGAUACAAACAUUCGAUCAGCUCGAUUGCCGGGCUUGCCAGCCAGUUGGAAAGAAGCACCAAACCAACCGAUCCCUUGAGAGAGCAGUUGGAUGAUGUACUCGGCAUGCUCUCAGAAGUGCGAUAG